This is a messenger RNA of Salvia miltiorrhiza (redroot sage), 2172 nucleotides long. Its product is annotated as coatomer subunit delta-2. Gene Ontology annotation, cellular component: COPI vesicle coat; cytosol. The transcript has 13 exons. The record is from RefSeq and is a predicted model, not a curated record. The coding region runs from base 298 to 1881 and encodes 527 amino acids. Lineage: Eukaryota; Viridiplantae; Streptophyta; Magnoliopsida; Lamiales; Lamiaceae. Gene Ontology annotation, biological process: endoplasmic reticulum to Golgi vesicle-mediated transport; Golgi localization; retrograde vesicle-mediated transport, Golgi to endoplasmic reticulum.
AAGGGUGACAGUGCAAACCAGCCUAACCAUAUACAACCCCCAUUUCUUCGCGAUUAAUUUACAAUUUCAUCGCACUCUGCAGUCUACUCGCUUGAUCUGGAUCUUGGUGAAUUUGAAGCCACGCUUGAUUUUCUAAAUCUCAGGUUUCAUGUAUCUGUACGUUUUACGAUUUUGAAACCUAGAUCGUUGCAUCGGGCGGGAUCUGGAUAAUGUGAUUGUGUGUUGUUGGGGCUUUUCUCUUGUUAGUCUCACGUUUAAUUGAUUAUUAGUGUCCCGUGGGAGAAUUAAGAAAACAAGAUGGUUGUACUUGCGGCUUCCAUCAUAAGUAAAUCGGGCAAAGCACUUGUCUCGAGGCAGUUUGUUGAUAUGUCUCGUAUACGAAUUGAGGGGUACCUUGCAGCUUUCCCCAAAUUGGUGGGAACAGGGAAGCAACAUACUUAUGUUGAGACUGAGAAUGUCCGUUAUGUUUAUCAGCCAAUAGAGACCCUCUAUUUGCUUCUUGUUACAAAUAAGCAGAGCAACAUUCUCGAGGAUUUGGAGACAUUGAGGCUACUUUCAAAACUUGUGCCUGAGUACUCUUAUUCCCUAGAUGAGGAAGGCAUUGGCAAGACAGCUUUUGAGAUUCUUUUUGCAUUUGAUGAAGUAAUCUCACUGGGACACAAGGAAAAUGUCACUGUUGCACAAGUCAAACAGUAUUGUGAGAUGGAAAGUCACGAAGAGAAACUGCACAAGUUGGUCCUGCAAAGUAAAAUCAAUGAAACCAAGGAUGUGAUGAAACGGAAGGCUAGUGAGAUUGACAAAAGCAAGAUUGAGAAGAAUAGAGGUGACAAGGGAGGAUUCAUGUCUUUGCAAUCAAUGGGUUCUGGAAGAAUUGAUACUGGCUUUGGCAGUGACACCAGCAUAUCUAGUAGUGGUGGUGGUUUUGGAGGUGGUUCUAGCUUUGGAUUAAGCACUGAAGUUGAUUCCUUCUCUAAGCCAAAAGGUCGUCCAGCAUCCUCUGCUUCAGCUCCGCCAAAAGGUUUUGGUAUGCAGCUUGGGAAAACACAAAGAACCAACCAAUUUUUGGAAUCUCUUAAAGCUGAAGGUGAAAUGAUUGUUGAAGAUGUGAGACCAAGUGCUGGUCAGUCCAGAGCACCUGCGUCUCUGCCAAGUGACCCUGUUACAUUAAGUAUCGAAGAAAAGCUUAAUGUAACAUUAAAACGGGACGGUGGUAUUGGCAACUUUGAUCUGCAGGGCAUGCUAUCACUACAGAUACUUAACCAGGAUGACGGAUUCAUCCAAGUUCAGAUUGAGACUGGUGAUAAUCCAGGAGUUAUAUAUAAGACUCACCCCAAUAUUAAUAGGGAUUUGUAUAAUGGUGAAAAUAUAUUGGGUCUUAGGGACCCAAAUCGCCCGUUCCCUUCUGGCCAGGGCAGUGAAGGUGUUAGUUUGUUGAAAUGGAGAAUGCAAAGUGGAGAUGAGUCACUUGUGCCAUUGUCAAUUAGCUGCUGGCCUUCUGUUUCUGGGAAUGACACCUAUGUGAACAUAGAGUAUGAAGCUCCAACUUUUGAUCUACAAAAUGUUGUGAUUUCAAUUCCUCUCCCAGCUCUUAGAGAGCCACCAAGAGUACAACAAAUCGAUGGGGACUGGAGGUACGACGCCAGGAAAUCAGUUUUGGAAUGGUCUAUUGUACUCAUUGAUAACUCCAAUCGCAGUGGAUCUAUGGAAUUUGUCAUUCCUGCAAUCGAUACCUCAGAUCUUUUCCCAAUUUCUGUGCGCUUUACUUCUACAAGAACUUUCAGUAAUCUAAAGGUGGCUAAUGUUUUGCCUCUGAAAGGAGGUAAUCCUCCCAAGUUUGCUCAAAGAAUGCUGCUCUCUACUGAAAACUAUCAAGUGGUUUGAAUAUUGCAAGUCUGUCGCCAUCUUAUUGCAGUGUUGGUUUCUACCAAACUCUACCGGCUUCUGUUUUUUUGAAGAAUGUAUCUUUCGUUUUUAUCCCCUACGUGUUUACUACAAGUAAAGAGGUUUAAAUGUUGAUGAGAUUUAACUGUGAGUUUUGCUUUGAAGGAAUUUCAGUGGCAUUUGUCGCCUAAUCCAUCGUUUGUUUUCUUCUCAGCUUUCAGUAGGGACAACUUAUUUUCUUUCGACUAAUACAAAUUUACAUAAAUAAAUAACAAGUUUUACUGAUUUGAA